This is a messenger RNA of Bactrocera tryoni, 578 nucleotides long. RefSeq names its product collagen alpha-1(I) chain-like. The record is from RefSeq and is a predicted model, not a curated record. Bases 90 to 578 code for a protein of 162 amino acids. The transcript has 2 exons. NCBI's taxonomy places the organism in Eukaryota, Metazoa, Arthropoda, Insecta, Diptera, Tephritidae.
AAAAACCCGAUUUUUUAUUUCAAAUUUUUGACAAUUUUUCUAUAAAUAGUCGACACAGCGCCGUCCUCACGCGCAAACGGCUGGAAAACAUGGCUCUUACAACAGUUACUUUGUUCUCUCUACUCUUACCCGCCCUCAUCAACGCCAUCACUAUAGAGUCUAGCGAACGUGAGCCACGCCGUUUACUCAUCAGUCGUAACCGCAACAAUCUUCCCAGCUAUGCGACACCACAAUGCAUUUGUAUGCCGGGCGCUCGCGGUAGUCCCGGUGAACCAGGUACAGCGGGGGUGAAGGGACCACGCGGCGAAACUGGUUUGAAGGGACCAAAAGGACCACAAGGUGCUAUUGGUCCGCCGGGACAGCAGGGUGCUAAUGGGCGUGACGGUUCUAUUGGUGCGCCUGGUUUGCCAGGGCCCAGCGGAAGACGUGGCUUCCCCGGUGGCCGUGGACCGCCAGGGCCAAUGGGUCCACCUGGUCUGCCAGGACCGCAGGGGGCGCAAGGGGCACCUGGUGUUACUAUAAGUGCAACGUCCACAACAUCGUCGUCUUCAACAUCGUCAUCUUCUACGCGGCGUUAA